AUGCUCUGCUAUAAACGGAUCCUCUUUAUAAACCCAAUCUUCCUAGUAACCAUUCUAAUACUGCUUGUCGGCUGCACGCAAGUGUAUUCUUCAAAGGGCGACCGAAGUAAAGACUUUGAAAACUGUGUUUCACAGUGUUCAUCCUCAACGUGCCCGGAACGUAAAAUACCACUCAUACGUAGAUUGCUUCAAUGGUCCUGCGAAAACGAAUGCGAGUACGAGUGCAUGCACGAGAUAACUGCGAAAGCGAAAGAAUCCGGAGGCGAAAUUCUGCAAUACCAUGGCAAAUGGCCGUUUUAUCGGAUGUGGGGAAUGCAAGAACCGGCGAGUGUGCUGUUUAGCGCACUGAAUGGAUACAUGCACUAUCAAUAUAUAAGCGUAUUUAGGCGACAGGUUGCUGAUGGAUAUUACAUGAAGAAGUUUUACGUUGCGUAUUGUUGUGUUGGAGUGAAUGCGUGGAUAUGGUCGGUUAUUUAUCAUUCGAGAGAUUUCGUGUUUACAGAGAGGAUGGACUAUUUUUCAGCUGGGUUUGCAGUGUUGUAUUCUCUCUAUACGACGGCUCUACGUGUAUUUCACAUACGAAAGACUUUCCCCUUAGCGUCAUGGACGUUUAUAUGUCUUGUUGCAUACACUUUACACGUAUCAUAUCUGUUAUCGGGUACUUUUGACUACACAUAUAAUAUGACAGCUAAUGUAGUAGUUGCGUCGAUUAAUAAUGCUAUAUGGUUGUAUUGGACUAUAUUACAUUUGAACAAGAGACCAGACGAUGCAUGGAAGCCUGCGGCUGUCGGGGCGUUGUUGUCGUUGUUUUUGUCUCUGGAAUUGUUUGAUUUUCCUCCCAUCUGGGGAGUCUUUGAUGCCCAUUCACUUUGGCAUCUGUCGACUAUCCCAAUCAUCCCAUUCUGGUACAAUUUCCUGCUUGUGGACGCGGAGAGGGAAGAUCAUAGAGAGAGAAAAGGAAAGAAAACUAUGAAAUAG
Molecule: messenger RNA, 978 nt
Organism: Paraglomus occultum
Lineage: Eukaryota; Fungi; Glomeromycota; Glomeromycetes; Paraglomerales; Paraglomeraceae
Source: the annotation of a GenBank genome assembly